Molecule: messenger RNA, 2488 nt
Organism: Callorhinchus milii (elephant shark)
Lineage: Eukaryota; Metazoa; Chordata; Chondrichthyes; Chimaeriformes; Callorhinchidae
Product: digestive cysteine proteinase 1-like
Exons: 11
Coding region: 59-1702 (547 amino acids)
Biological process (GO): immune response
Cellular component (GO): lysosome
Molecular function (GO): cysteine-type endopeptidase activity
Source: RefSeq, a predicted model, not a curated record
UGAGUCUGGUCUACACUGAAUUGGGACCAAAGAGUCACUCAGAGGUCUGGGCUCAGUGAUGGAGAGAGCAGUGCAAUGGGUUGGCUUCCUCUUCCUGAGCUGCUUGUCAGUUCUCGAUGCCCGGGAUUUACCGAAAGUGCCUUCAUUCGGAGACAUCUACCAUGUUUCAGGGAUUCUGUCUUUGCCGUACGCUGAGAUUCGAGAGCCUUUUGAAGCCUGGUACAACCUGUCUGGGAGAGUUAGCCGCAUCGAGUAUUACAAUGGUCAGGUUGUAACCUUGCAGCAUGGGUUUGUGAAGCCUGCUGGCGUUGCCUACAAGAUCUCCCCGGAGACUACAGAGACCGAGAUCAAUGUCAUCAAAUGCUUCCAAAUGACAGGAACCCUCAACGAUCCUGUCGUUCCGCAAUCCGUCUUUCCCAAUAUGCAAAGUUUCCAGCCCAUCAAGGAAGAGGAUUAUGAAGGACAGCAUUGCACUGUCUGGCAAAAUAUUGUCUAUGAAGGAAAGAAGAAAAACACCUACACUAUUUGGAUAGCCAAUUCUACACAUGGUCCCAUCCCUGUCCACUAUCAAAUGAAGGGAUACAACACCUUGCUUCGUUCACACUAUGACAAGUACGAGGUAGACUACAUGGAUUUGCACCACAACGUGGACCCAAGUAUUUUCAAACUACCUGAAGGCAAGACUUGUGGAGGGUUCCCAGGGCACAGCGUGGAGCACAGAAUAUUGGCUAAUCCUAUGAAGGAUUUAGUUUCCACUGAUCAGGAAGAUCGAGCUCAUCAAUUGUUCCAGCAUUACAAAGAGACGUUUGACAAGGAUUACGACGAUGAUGAGAAAGAGCACGAGCUUCGAAAAACCACUUUCGUCCACAACAUGAGGUACAUCCACUCGAUGAACCGGGCAAACCUGACCUACAAAAUGGAAAUCAAUCACCUCGCUGAUCAGACUACAGAUGAGCUGGCUUCCAUGAGAGGGAGACUGAUAAGCAGCGAGCCAAAUAAAGGUCGGCCUUUUCCCGCUGAGCGCUACGUGUCAGUUAUCGUGCCGCCCAGUAUGGACUGGAGAUUAUACGGUGCUGUGAACCCCGUCAAAGAUCAAGCCGUGUGUGGCUCCUGCUGGAGUUUCAGUAUAACGGGUGUUUUGGAAGGAGCGCUCUUUCUGAAGACGGGAGAUUUAAUUUUGCUGUCUCAACAAAUGUUGGUGGACUGUACAUGGGGCUACGGGAACCGGGCCUGCGAUGGAGGUCGGGAGUGGCAGACAUUUGAAUGGAUCAUGAAACACGGUGGAGUUGCAACUGCAGAGUCUUAUGGUCCUUACUUGGGAGAGAAUGGAUUCUGCCACUACAACGACUCUACGAUGACAGCCAAGGUGAAGUACUACACCAGUGUUACGACAGGGAACUCCGAAGAGUUAAAGAUGGCCAUCUUCAAAAACGGACCUGUGUCUGUUGGGAUUGAUGCUGCACAUCGAUCCUUCAGGUUUUAUAGCAGCGGUGUGUAUUAUGAACCGCAGUGUGGAAACAAACUGUGGAACCUUAAUCACGCUGUGCUUGCUGUUGGCUACGGUACCCUGGACGGUGAGCCCUACUGGCUAAUUAAAAAUUCCUGGUCAACGUACUGGGGAAACGACGGAUACAUACUGAUGUCCAUGAAGGACAACAACUGCGGAGUUACUACAGAUGCGAUUUAUGUCACCCUCGAAUGAGUGGCACCUGAGAUUUCUAUCAACACUGGAUUUGAUUUACAUCUGUGCUUUUCACCCAGACAAUAUACUAGCAGGAAAAUCGCCCUGACUACAGUUUCCAGACUAAUACAAAUUUUGCCUUAGACUAGUAACCAGAUCGCUUUUUCUGUUUUUCUUUCCGGAUGGAUCCCUAAAUAAUGCAGUGUUAGAUUACAGUAAUAAUAGAGGUAAGAGAUACGGGACAUGCCUCUUGUAUAAUCACCUCAUCGUGAUGUCCAAUUCAUAAAUAAUCCACUUUAUUAUAGUGCUUGGAAGAGUUUUCAAAAAGCUCGACUACAAUUUCUGUGAAGUGCAGUGACUGUGUAGGUAUUAAGACAGUUAAAUUGGGCGCAACAGUGUCCAACAAACAGCCAUGGAGUGAAUGAAUGACCAAUUCUUUUUAAAAAUCUGGAGGAUUAUCAGGUAGGAAACCAGGAGAAACCUCCUUCUCGUUUUAGAAUAGUGUCACAAGAUCUUUAACAUCCAUUUGAACAGUCACGGACAGGACCUAGAUUUAAUGUCUAAUCUGAGGGACGACACCAAAUUGUAUUUUGAAAAAAAAACACAAUGCUUAUGUUACUUUCCUGGUAGAUUACUCUGUACAUUUAUUGUUCCUUGUGUAAAAGUUUUAUGAUAUCUGUCAAAAGUUUUAUUACACUGUACCUGCCCUCUACUGUUUCAGGUCGAGGGACGACAUAAAUGGUUAAACUGGUUUGUUUCCUCAUAUUUAAUUGAUUUACAAUGUAAUUUCGUCUCCCUAAUAAAUCA